AUGAGUUCUACUGUCGGUUCAGGUGUACUGACUCUUUUGCACACCGCAUGCGGAGCUGGCAUACUGGCCAUGCCUUAUGCGUUUAAACCCUUUGGUCUCAUAUUUGGGAUCCUGAUGAUAAUGUUUUGUGGUCUCUGUUCAAUGAUGACAUUGCUGAUACAAGCUAGAGUAGCCGGGUAUGCUCCAGAUUCCAAGAAUGCAUCUUUCUUCUCGUUGACGCAGGUUAUCAACAAGAACUUAAGUGUUAUCUUUGAUCUCGCCAUUGCUAUCAAAUGCCUGGGUGUUGGGAUAUCAUAUCUGAUUGUUGUGGGAGAUUUACUGCCCCAGAUUGCUGGUUCAAUCACCACAAAGCCACUUUUGUUGAAUAGGGAUUUCCACAUUACACUUGUAAUGAUAUUCGUAGUGACCCCACUAUGUCUGAAGAAGCGUUUGAACUCCCUUAGACACACCUCCUCACUGGCUAUUAUGUCCGUAGCUUACCUAUGUGUGCUGGUGAUAAUACAUUUAGUUUCCUCUGAUGGCGAUAUCGAGCAGAUGAAGGGCCAUGUAUCAAUUGGGCUACCACACCACGGUCCUAGCCCCUUAACAACAUUACCUAUCUUUGUCUUUGCAUACACUUGCCACCACAAUAUGUUCUCAGUGAUUAAUGAACAGAAAGAUAACCGUUUCAAGACUACAAAGUAUAUUCCUUUAAUCUCAACGUCCUUGGCAUGCAUAUUGUAUAUCUUAAUUGGCGGUUGUGGAUAUAUGACCUUCGGAGAUAAGAUCGUAGGCAAUAUAAUCACAUUGUAUCCCCACUCGGUCUCUAGCAUUAUUGGAAGAAUUGCCAUUGCAUUACUAGUCACGCUAGCAUUCCCGUUGCAGUGCCAUCCGGCAAGAAGCUCAAUUCAUAAUAUCCUUGCGUUUUUCUACCCUAGCUUAAAUCCUGACCUCAAGAAUACACAAGAACCUACAGCGAAUGCAGACACUAUGAGCUCUUCACAACUGCUGGCUACUGAGAGAACCCCAUUGGUGCGUUCCAUUAGCUCCAUAGAGGACAACGAACUAGCUGAAGAACAAGGAUCAAUUAAGGAUGUACCCAUAGAGAUGGAGAGGAAGCUAUUUCUAGCGAUUACUGCUGCGAUCUUGAUUCCCUCAUAUCUCGUGGCAAUGUCCGUGCACUCACUUGAUAAAGUAUUGGCAAUUGUGGGAGCCACAGGAUCCACCUCGAUCUCUUUCAUUCUACCAGGGAUAUUUGGCUACAGAUUAAUAGGAUCAGAUGGAGCUACUCUAACCAGAGGUGAUAGAUUGCUGAAGAAGCUUGGAUUAGCAGCAACAAUAUGGGGAUUCUUUGUGAUGACAGCAUCGCUUUUUGCUACUUUCAAGUACAAUGCCCACCACUAA
Nakaseomyces glabratus is the source of this 1383-nucleotide messenger RNA. RefSeq names its product aspartate/glutamate transporter (gene AVT6). NCBI's taxonomy places the organism in Eukaryota, Fungi, Ascomycota, Saccharomycetes, Saccharomycetales, Saccharomycetaceae. Gene Ontology annotation, biological process: amino acid transmembrane transport. Gene Ontology annotation, cellular component: fungal-type vacuole membrane. Gene Ontology annotation, molecular function: L-amino acid transmembrane transporter activity. The record is from RefSeq and is a predicted model, not a curated record.